GGAGCUCUGAAAGUCAUUUUUGUGCGACUGAUGUUUUUAUUUCCGGUCUAUGGGACCAGGCUGGGAUUUACUGCGGCUCGCAGUCGCUACCGGCACUUCCGCCGCCAUCAUGUCAGAUACCGAUAGCGAUGAAGAGUCGACUGGAGGCGGUCCAUUUUCUUUAACUGGUUUCCUUUUUGGCAACAUCAAUGGAGCCGGGCAGCUGGAGGGGGAAAACGUCUUGGAUGAUGAGUGUAAGAAGCACUUGGCGGGCUUGGGGGCUUUGGGUCUGGGCAGCCUGAUCACUGAACUCACGGCAAAUGAAGAAUUGACUGGGACUGAUGGUGCCCUGGUGAAUGAUGAAGGUUGGAUUAAGAGUACCGAAGAUGCUGUGGACUAUUCAGAUAUCAAUGAGGUAGCAGAAGAUGAAAGCCGAAGAUAUCAGCAGACAAUGGGGAGCUUGCAGCCCCUUUGCCACUCAGAUUAUGAUGAAGAUGACUAUGAUGCUGAUUGUGAAGACAUUGAUUGCAAGUUGAUGCCGCCGCCCCCCCCACCUCCAGUACCAAUAAAGAAGGAUAAGGACCAGGAUGCUAUUGCUGGUGAGAAAGUGGACUUCAGUAGUUCCUCUGACUCAGAAUCUGAGAUGGGACCUCAGGAAACAACACAGGCAGAAUCUGAGGAUGGAAAGCUGACCCUACCAUUGGCUGGGAUUAUGCAGCAUGAUGCCACCAAGCUGUUGCCAAGUGUCACAGAACUAUUCCCAGAAUUUCGGCCUGGCAAGGUGUUACGCUUUCUACGUCUUUUUGGACCAGGGAAGAAUGUCCCAUCUGUUUGGCGGAGUGCUCGGAAAAAAAGGAAAAAGAAGCACCGUGAACUCAUACAGGAAGAGCAGAUCCAGGAGGUGGACUGCUCAGUAGAAUCAGAAGUCAACCAGAAAUCUUUGUGGAACUAUGACUAUGCUCCGCCACCACCUCCAGAGCAGUGUCUCUCUGAUGAUGAAAUCACAAUGAUGGCACCAGUGGAGUCCAAGUUUUCCCAAUCAACUGGAGAUAUAGAUAAAGUGACAGAUACCAAACCAAGAGUGGCUGAAUGGCGUUAUGGGCCUGCCCGACUGUGGUACGAUAUGCUAGGUGUCCCUGAAGAUGGUAGUGGUUUUGACUAUGGCUUCAAACUGAGAAAGACAGAACACGAACCUGUGAUAAAAUGUAGAAUGAUGGAGGACUUCAGGAAGCUUGAGGAAAGCAGUGGCACUGAUCUUCUGGCUGACGAAAACUUCCUGAUGGUGACACAGCUACAUUGGGAAGAUGAUAUCAUUUGGGAUGGGGAGGAUGUCAAACAUAAAGGGACAAAACCUCAGCGUGCAAGCCUGGCAGGCUGGCUUCCUUCCAGUAUGACUAGGAAUGCCAUGGCUUACAAUGUUCAGCAAGGUUUUGCAGCCACCCUGGAUGAUGACAAACCUUGGUACUCCAUUUUUCCCAUUGACAAUGAGGAGCUGGUGUAUGGACGUUGGGAAGACAAUAUCAUUUGGGAUGCUCAGUCCAUGCCUCGGCUAUUGGAGCCUCCUGUUUUGACACUUGAUCCCAAUGAUGAGAACCUCAUUUUGGAAAUUCCUGAUGAGAAGGAAGAGGCUACCUCUAACUCUCCCUCCAAGGAGAGUAAAAAGGAAUCAUCACUGAAGAAGAGUCGAAUUCUCUUAGGAAAAACGGGAGUCAUUAAGGAGGAACCACAGCAGAACAUGUCUCAGCCAGAAGUGAAAGAUCCAUGGAAUCUCUCCAACGAUGAGUAUUACUACCCUAAGCAACAGGGUCUUCGAGGCACUUUUGGAGGGAAUAUUAUCCAGCACUCAAUUCCUGCUGUGGAAUUGCGGCAGCCCUUCUUUCCCACUCACAUGGGGCCCAUCAAACUACGGCAGUUCCAUCGGCCACCUCUGAAAAAGUAUUCCUUUGGAGCACUGUCUCAGCCAGGUCCCCACUCAGUUCAGCCCUUGUUAAAGCACAUCAAAAAGAAGGCCAAGAUGAGAGAACAAGAGAGGCAAGCUUCUGGUGGUGGAGAGAUGUUUUUUAUGCGUACACCUCAGGACCUCACAGGCAAAGAUGGAGAUCUUAUUCUUGCAGAAUACAGUGAGGAAAAUGGACCUUUAAUGAUGCAGGUUGGCAUGGCAACCAAAAUAAAAAACUACUAUAAGCGGAAACCUGGAAAGGAUCCUGGAGCCCCAGAUUGCAAAUAUGGGGAAACUGUUUACUGCCAUACAUCUCCUUUCCUGGGUUCUCUCCAUCCUGGCCAGUUACUGCAGGCAUUUGAGAACAACCUUUUUCGUGCCCCAAUUUAUCUUCAUAAGAUGCCAGAAACUGACUUCCUGAUCAUUCGAACAAGACAGGGUUACUAUAUUCGGGAAUUGGUGGAUAUUUUUGUGGUUGGCCAGCAGUGCCCCUUGUUUGAAGUUCCUGGGCCCAAUUCCAAGAGAGCCAAUACACAUAUUCGAGACUUUCUACAGGUUUUUAUUUACCGCCUCUUCUGGAAGAGUAAAGAUCGGCCACGGCGGAUUCGAAUGGAAGAUAUAAAAAAAGCCUUUCCAUCCCAUUCAGAAAGCAGCAUCCGGAAGAGGCUAAAGCUCUGCGCUGACUUCAAACGCACAGGGAUGGACUCAAACUGGUGGGUGUUGAAGUCUGAUUUCCGUUUACCAACUGAAGAGGAGAUCAGAGCUAUGGUGUCCCCAGAGCAGUGCUGUGCUUAUUAUAGCAUGAUAGCUGCAGAACAGCGACUGAAGGAUGCUGGCUAUGGUGAGAAGUCCUUUUUUGCCCCAGAAGAAGAAAAUGAGGAAGAUUUCCAGAUGAAGAUUGAUGAUGAGGUUCGCACUGCUCCUUGGAACACCACAAGGGCUUUCAUUGCUGCCAUGAAGGGCAAGUGUCUCCUGGAGGUGACUGGGGUGGCAGAUCCCACAGGGUGUGGUGAAGGAUUCUCCUAUGUGAAGAUUCCAAACAAACCAACACAGCAGAAGGAUGAUAAGGAACCUCAGCCAGUAAAGAAGACAGUGACAGGAACAGAUGCAGACCUCCGUCGCCUUUCUCUGAAAAAUGCCAAGCAACUUCUACGUAAAUUUGGUGUUCCUGAGGAAGAGAUUAAAAAAUUGUCCCGCUGGGAAGUAAUCGAUGUGGUACGCACGAUGUCAACAGAGCAGGCCCGCUCUGGAGAGGGGCCCAUGAGUAAAUUUGCCCGAGGAUCAAGGUUUUCUGUGGCUGAGCAUCAAGAGCGUUACAAAGAGGAAUGUCAGCGCAUCUUUGACCUACAGAACAAGGUUUUGUCAUCAACUGAAGUCUUAUCAACUGACACAGACAGCAGCUCAGCUGAAGACAGUGACUUUGAAGAAAUGGGAAAGAACAUUGAGAACAUGUUGCAGAACAAGAAAACCAGCUCUCAGCUGUCACGUGAACGGGAGGAACAGGAGCGGAAGGAACUUCAGCGGAUGUUACUGGCAGCAGGCUCAGCAGCAUCAGGAAACAAUCACAGAGAUGAUGACACAGCUUCUGUGACUAGUCUUAACUCUUCUGCCACUGGCCGCUGUCUUAAGAUUUAUCGGACAUUUCGAGAUGAGGAGGGGAAAGAGUAUGUUCGCUGUGAGACUGUCCGAAAGCCAGCUGUCAUCGAUGCCUAUGUGCGCAUACGGACCACAAAAGAUGAAGAAUUCAUUCGAAAAUUUGCCCUUUUUGAUGAACAGCAUCGAGAAGAGAUGCGAAAAGAACGACGGAGGAUACAAGAACAAUUGAGACGGCUUAAGCGGAACCAGGAAAAGGAGAAGCUCAAGGGUCCUCCUGAGAAGAAGCCCAAAAAAAUGAAAGAACGUCCUGAUCUAAAGUUGAAAUGUGGGGCAUGUGGUGCCAUUGGGCACAUGAGGACAAACAAAUUCUGUCCCCUUUAUUAUCAAACAAAUGCUCCACCUUCCAACCCUGUUGCCAUGACAGAAGAGCAGGAGGAGGAGUUGGAAAAGACAGUCAUUCAUAAUGAUAAUGAAGAACUCAUCAAGGUUGAAGGGACCAAGAUUGUCUUGGGGAAACAGCUAAUUGAAAGUGCAGAUGAGGUUCGCAGAAAAUCUCUGGUUCUCAAGUUCCCUAAACAGCAACUUCCUCCCAAGAAGAAACGGCGAGUUGGAACCACUGUUCACUGUGACUAUUUAAAUAGACCUCAUAAGUCUAUACACCGACGCCGGACAGACCCCAUGGUAACACUGUCAUCCAUCUUGGAGUCUAUCAUCAAUGACAUGAGAGAUCUACCAAAUACUUACCCUUUCCACACCCCAGUCAAUGCAAAGGUUGUAAAGGACUACUACAAAAUCAUAACUCGACCAAUGGACCUACAAACACUCCGUGAAAAUGUGCGUAAACGCCUCUACCCAUCUCGAGAGGAGUUUAGAGAGCAUUUGGAGCUAAUUGUGAAAAAUAGUGCAACCUACAAUGGACCAAAGCAUUCAUUGACUCAGAUAUCUCAAUCCAUGCUGGAUCUCUGUGAUGAAAAACUAAAAGAGAAAGAAGACAAAUUGGCUCGUUUAGAGAAAGCUAUCAAUCCCUUGCUGGAUGAUGAUGACCAAGUGGCAUUUUCUUUCAUUCUGGACAACAUUGUCACCCAGAAAAUGAUGGCAGUUCCAGAUUCUUGGCCAUUUCAUCACCCAGUCAAUAAGAAAUUUGUUCCAGAUUAUUACAAAGUGAUUGUCAACCCAAUGGAUUUAGAGACUAUACGUAAGAACAUCUCCAAGCACAAGUAUCAGAGUCGGGACAGCUUUCUAGAUGAUGUAAACCUUAUUCUGGCCAACAGUGUUAAGUACAAUGGACCUGAGAGUCAGUAUACUAAGACUGCUCAGGAGAUUGUGAACAUUUGUUACCAAACAUUGACUGAGUAUGAUGAGCAUUUGACGCAACUUGAGAAGGAUAUUUGUACAGCUAAAGAAGCAGCUUUGGAGGAAGCAGAAUUAGAAAGCCUAGACCCAAUGACCCCAGGGCCCUACACACCUCAGCCUCCUGAUUUGUAUGAUACCAACACAUCCCUCAGUAUGUCUCGAGAUGCCUCUGUAUUUCAAGAUGAAAGCAAUAUGUCUGUCCUAGAUAUUCCUACUACUGCACCAGAGAAGCAGGUAACACAGGAAGGUGAAGAUGGAGAUGGUGAUCUUGCAGAUGAGGAAGGAACUGUGCAACAGCCUCAAGCCAGUGUACUGUACGAGGAUUUGCUUAUGUCUGAAGGAGAAGAUGAUGAAGAAGAUGGAGGGAGUGAUGAAGAAGGAGAUAAUCCUUUUUCUGCUAUCCAGCUGAGUGAAAGUGGAAGUGACUCUGAUGUGGGAUCCAGUGGAAUUAGACCCAAACAGCCCCGUAUGCUUCAGGAGAACACAAGGAUGGGCAUGGAAAAUGAAGAAAGCAUGAUGUCCUAUGAGGGAGACGGUGGGGAGGCUUCCCAUGGUUUGGAGGAUAGCAACAUCAGUUAUGGGAGCUAUGAGGAGCCUGAUCCCAAGUCGAACACCCAAGACACAAGCUUCAGCAGCAUCGGUGGGUAUGAGGUAUCAGAGGAGGAAGAAGAUGAGGAGGAAGAGCAGCGCUCUGGGCCGAGUGUACUAAGCCAGGUCCACCUGUCAGAGGACGAGGAGGACAGUGAGGAUUUCCACUCCAUUGCUGGGGAAAGUGACUUGGACUCUGAUGAAUGAGGCUUCCUUUGGGCCUCCUUGGUCAGCCUUCCCUGUUCUCUAGCCUAGGUGGUUCACCUUUCCCUAAUUUGUUCAUAUAUGUACAGUGUCUGAUCUUGAAAUCACCAGAUUAACUAACACCAUAGCCUUUAAGAAAAUAGUAAGUAAAUAAUAAUCAACCACCUCUCCUGAUCUUCCUGGGACAGUGUCACCCUUUGAUUUAAAACAAAGCAACCCCCUCCCCCACUACCAAACAAAAGAGAGAG
Orycteropus afer afer is the source of this 5907-nucleotide messenger RNA. The record is from RefSeq and is a predicted model, not a curated record. NCBI's taxonomy places the organism in Eukaryota, Metazoa, Chordata, Mammalia, Tubulidentata, Orycteropodidae.